This is a messenger RNA of Sabethes cyaneus, 1172 nucleotides long. It is a transcript of the gene Sgf11, whose product is annotated as SAGA-associated factor 11 homolog. The record is from RefSeq and is a predicted model, not a curated record. Gene Ontology annotation, molecular function: transcription coactivator activity. Gene Ontology annotation, cellular component: DUBm complex; SAGA complex. Gene Ontology annotation, biological process: regulation of transcription by RNA polymerase II; positive regulation of DNA-templated transcription. Bases 119 to 661 code for a protein of 180 amino acids. The transcript has 2 exons. NCBI's taxonomy places the organism in Eukaryota, Metazoa, Arthropoda, Insecta, Diptera, Culicidae.
GCUACUUGUGGGUCGCGUCGUUUUAUCGUCGCGUUGUAAUAUAAUACUUAUAAAGGAAGGAAUUAAGUUGAUUUUAUUAAUCAGAAGAACUAAUUUUAUUUGUUUCAUACACACGAUUAUGAGUGAUAGCGAUGCGGUCCAUGUUGAAUAUGCAGAUGAAACAGAAUUGCUUAGUGAAUUUCGAAAUUACAUGAGUGAUCCGGAUCUACGCGAAAAGGCCGCUAUUUAUUUACUCGAAUCGUUGAUAGAUGAAUCUAUUGUAGGAGUAGUUUUUGAAGUUCACCAUGCUUUCAAAACAGGGUCCGGUGUAGCUAUUGAAGGGCAACCAGAAGAUUGCAAACCGUAUACAAUUGUUGACUUGCCAGAUAUGGAUGUUUUCGGGACGUCUAUUAGUAAAAAAACAAUAGACUGCAAUUGUCCUAAUUGUAAUCGCAUUGUAGCUGCUUCUAGAUUUGCACCUCAUCUGGAGAAAUGCAUGGGAAUGGGCCGUAACUCUUCCCGAAUCGCCAGUCGUCGACUUGCUAAUUCUAGAGAUGGCAGUAAUUAUUUUGGAGCAGAUGAAGACGACGAAGAUGAUGCGGAUUGGUCCGGCGAAAAACGGAAGAAAAAAAUUGCUACAAUCAGAACUAACGGGAACAAAAAGAAUGGUAAAACAUCAUGAAAAUAAUUGUCAAAGGUUCGGAUUGCUGUCAACCCUUGGAAGCGCCGCCUACGAUCCAGAAAUUCGCUCGAAAGAAGUAUGGGUAAAUAGCAGACUAAAUAAUUUUAUUUUUUUAUAUGUAGCCUUUAUCACGAUACCGGUUUCUGGCAAGUUCAGACUGCCAUUCGAUUCAAUAUGAACGCUCAGCACAUGUUUUUAGGCCGGAUAGUUCACUCUUAACUUUUUAUUUGAGUGAAAUAUGCAUCGGAGCUUUUGCAAAGUAUUUAUAUUUAUUAAUAACAUUGUAAUCCUAUGAAAUGCUAUCGUGAGAAUCCUAAACUUUAAUGUAUUGUAUUAUAAUUCUAAAAAUAACUAAGAAUUUAUAAGAGAAUUGACCUAUUCGCACUAUUAUAGAACUAUGUUUAUAUUAGAAAACAUUAAAGAAAAAUUCCUGCAUCAACUGUUUGUUUUAGUAUUCAAGUUAUGUGAAAAAAGUGUAGGUGUAUUACUCUAGUACGAUCAUUUCAUGUCC